AUGGACGCCGCCGAGCAGCUGCCAGCACCGGCCGCGCCGACGACGCGCGCGCUGGUGCACGCGCAGCCGCCGGUCCACCCCUGGACCACGGGCCUGUUCGACUGCGCCGAGGACCCCGGGAACUGCUGGAUGACGUGCUUCUGCCCGUGCGUCACCUUCGGGCUGGUGGCGGAGAUCGUGGACCGCGGCUCCCUCUCCAGCGGGGCGAGCGCGGCGCUGUACGUGCUGAUGGGGAUGGUCACGUCCUGGUGGUUCCCGCCCAUCUACACCUGCUUCUACCGCACCAAGAUGCGCGCCCAGUACGGCCUCCAGGAGGAACCCUACCCGGACCUCUGCGUCCACUGCUUCUGCGAGUACUGCGCCCUCUGCCAGGAGUACCGCGAGCUCCACAACCGCGGCUUCGUCAUGGACAUCGGGUGGCACGCCAACAUGGAGCUGCAGCAGCGCGGCGGCGUGGCCGCGACCGUGCCGCCCGCCAUGCACGUAGACGGGAUGACGCGGUGA
Aegilops tauschii subsp. strangulata is the source of this 504-nucleotide messenger RNA. RefSeq names its product cell number regulator 2-like. The record is from RefSeq and is a predicted model, not a curated record. Lineage: Eukaryota; Viridiplantae; Streptophyta; Magnoliopsida; Poales; Poaceae.